Messenger RNA from Striga asiatica, 369 nucleotides. The record is from the annotation of a GenBank genome assembly. Lineage: Eukaryota; Viridiplantae; Streptophyta; Magnoliopsida; Lamiales; Orobanchaceae.
UUGCAAAUCUCCUCCACGACACAAACCCUCGCCGCCUCACACCCACCUCAUCGAGAUCCCAAAUCCCUCUGCGACACCAGCCUUCGUCGUCGUCCUCAAGUAGGCUGCUGCCGCCACCGCACAAGACGAAGACCGCAGCCCACGUCAUCCUCACUCAAGGAGCUUUGGGUUGAGCGCAAGGUCGAGGCAUUUGCCCUACGAGCUAACGACCUAAAGUUCGUGGCCAACCAGUUUCGCCCCCUCCACAACAAGCGGAUGCGACACAUUUCUUUGUUUUACUCCCGCCACUGGCACACGUGGACCGCCUGCUUCAUCCAUGCAGCCUGGCGUAGGUACAAACAGAGGAAGGUAGCCAAAGAUCUUGUCUAG